CGCUGACCAAUGAGCUGCAUGUGGCAAUCAAGCUAUCAAGGCCACAUCUAAGACCUGACCUUGGCGCUUCACCCGUGAAUCUCAACUGAAAGAUAUCAACUACCUACCUGGUAGCUUAACCUUUCGCUAGACUUACCUAGAUUAGCGACGAGAACGUGGCACGUAAAUCAUCCUCGACGCUCCCGCGAUGUCGUCCUUACACAGAUCUAUUGGGAGCUUUUGCAUUUUUGUCCCUCUUCUCUACACUUAUUGGCGGACGUCCCUGGCCGAUGGCGGCACGCUGAAGAAGCUUAGCAGUUGGGACGUUACCGGUAAAGAAGAUGUGUCCAAUGAUACGCUUGGUUUCUCAAAAAUCGUCGUCAUCAACCUGCCGUCGCGGAAAGACCGCCGAGAUGCUAUGAGCCUAGCGGGUAGCGUCAGCAACCUGACUUUCACGUGGAUCGACGGCGUGGCGGGUGACCAGGUUUCAAACCGCGACGUGCCGCCGAUUCGUAGGGGAGAACAUGCGGCGUCAGGGGCGAAGGGGUCCUGGAGAUCACACAUGGAUGCUCUUCGAUCUGUUACAAGAGAAAAUCUACCGAGCGCGCUCAUCUUGGAAGAUGAUAUAGACUGGGAUAUACGCCUCAAGUCCCAACUUCAGACUUUCGCACUGGCUUCAAGGACGUGGCUAAGGGAGUCCAAGUCUGGUAGACACCGAACUGACUUGCCCGACUUUGAUCCACCCUCGACGUUGGGGAGCAGAAGCCGUGCAAAGGCAGCUAUACACAAUCAUGAGCAGAACACAAUCCAAUUAGCCCCAGACGCAGGCUCUGAUAGAGAAAUCCAUAAAACUGCGUACGGGGACGACUGGGAUGUUCUGUGGCUGGGCCACUGCGGUGCUGACUUCCCUGAUGGCCAAUCAUCCGUCUCACCCCUAAGAGUCGAGAUCUCAGGCGACGAGACGGUCCCGGCUCCAAAACAUCUCAAACCCCAUCCCUUUUCCCUAAACGACAAGCUCGGCGAACUAUAUCCGCCGCAUACUCGCGUCGUCCACGCGUCCAGCGGGAACGUCUGCACUCUAGCCUACGCCGUCAGCCAGCGAGGAGCCCGGAAGCUUCUGUCGCAAUUCGACAACCACUACGAUACCCAGUGGGAUCUGAUGCUUCAGAAGUGGUGCGAAGGGAAGUAUGCCGUCGAGGGCAAGUCUCAUCAGAAUGUACGAGCAAACAGCGAUGACGAGACUCCUCCCAAGCGUGCGGAGUCCGUCCCGGUGUGUCUCACUGUGCAGCCUCCCCUAUUCAGCCACCAUUACGCGGAAAGCGGCACAUCCAACAUCCAAGGCCAAGGCGGGGGCUACGCGAAGGGGACGGGGACGCCGUAUAUAAGACUGAGCGUGCAGCAGAACAUCGACCGCUUGGUUGCUGGCGCGCAGGAGAGCGAGUUGGUGGACCAACUACCCGACAACGGUGAUCCCAUAUGGGGAUAGACAAGAACAACAAAACAGCCAGGGAAGAAAAAGAAAUGGGCCCAAAAAGGAAAGAGAAGAUUGUAGUAUCUCUUGAGAUAUGCCCACACCUGGAAUCGAACCAGGGAUCUCCGCAUUACUAGUGCGACGCAGUACCAUUGUGCCAUGCGGGCCGAUGAGUUUCAGUCUCGUCAGAACGGGUGUGUUCCGAUGAGAUGAAAGCGCCCAUGGUUAAAAGCGUUAAUAUUUUUCCUUCUUUCUUUUCUUUUUUCUUUUUUUUUUUUUUUUUUUUUUUGUUCGUGUGGAGUUUUCCUAUCCUUUCGACAUCGAAUACGAGAAUAGUACCAUAAUCCGUACUAGGAGCGGGAAACACCAAGCU
Molecule: messenger RNA, 1823 nt
Organism: Daldinia caldariorum
Lineage: Eukaryota; Fungi; Ascomycota; Sordariomycetes; Xylariales; Hypoxylaceae
Product: glycosyltransferase family 25 protein
Exons: 2
Coding region: 188-1465 (425 amino acids)
Source: RefSeq, a predicted model, not a curated record